GAGAAUGUAAUAUAUUAACGUUCUCUGCUUCCUCUUAAAAAAAAGUAGUUCUCUCUCCUUUUGUUUUUUUAUUCAUGGGCUCUACGACACGGCGAGUUCAGAAGGCGCAAACUUGUAUUCUAUCAUUCUUGAGUAUCAUCCGUUUUAGUACAGCUGACAAAUUUUACAUUGUUCUUUAGGAACAUGAAUUGAUUCUAUUUUAUAAAGUAUUAAACAAUAUUGAGAGCAAAUGUUUUCAAGGGCAUUUAAAAAUAGUAGCGAAUGUGGGCGUGUCUACAUCAAUAGCGACAAACAAUUCCAAUUUCAAAUAAAAUGUCAAAUAUGCCUACGGGUGUUUAAGCAAUGGACGCAUUUUACUUUGCAUAUGAGUUUAACACAUGACGAUUUUAAAAGAAAUUACCUUAUUGAAGAAAAAUUGAAUGAUGCAAACGGAAACUUCUUUAAAUCUUCCUGUGAAAAAGAAAAUAAAUGGAAGCAGAAGCCGACUCUUCCAAUAUCAACAGAAGGGGUACUGCGUGCUGAGAAUAUUGAGCCUGAAAGUGAACUAUGUGAGAAAGAAAAUUUACAAAGCUCCGAUUUCAUCCUUGAUAUAAUGCCAAAAUAUACAGACCAACAGGGUGUCCUUGAUGAGGAAUCGAUAGUACGAUUAGAAGUAGAAAUUUUGCCAAAAUUUUCAGAGAUAACCGGAGAAACAAAUAUUACUCAAGACAAUCUCGAAAAGAACUAUUUAUUUGAUAACACGAUGGAAACAGUGGGCUCUGCUGCGCGGUCUUUCUUUCAAUUACGUACUACUCAUUCGUCCAUUAUAUUGGGUUUCAUUGAUAUUUUUCGGCGCCAUCCAUGUCAAUGGAAUCAGCUAGAUUAUGAGUUUGCCCACAAAGAAAAAAGAGAUGAGAGUGCAAAAAAAAUUUGUACAGAACUGAAAGAUUACUUUAACAUAUGUAUAUCGCCGCAAUUAGCCCGAUCAAGUAUACUCUCCCUGAUUCGGUGGUUUGAACGUGAGUAUCUCCGUUCGUUGCAGUUAAGCAAGACGAAAAUCAAGUCAAAAAGAGGUCGUUGGAGUCGUGAUGGUUAUGUAUGUGCGCAUCCCGCAUACUUUAAUAAAUUAUUAGAAUUUAUUCCAUUCAGCCAUUUACAAUUGGUAUGUUGUAACAAAUGCCAGCGGGAGUUUAAAACGCAAAAUCAACUGUUGGUUCAUAACCACUAUACUCAUGGAGAUGACGCACCCUUCAAGUGUCGGCAUUGUAAACGUUCAUUUCUACAUCCUUCUACUUGGAAGCAUCACGAGAAUAGGCAUACGAAGAAGCAUGUAUGGAAUUGUCCAUUGUGCAGGCACAUUAGUUCAACAAAGACGGAUUAUAACUUACACAUGGUGGCACAUACCGACAUUCGUGCUUACGUUUGUGAUUUAUGCGGAGCAUCGUAUAAAAGUAGUACAAGUUUAAAUGUCCAUCUGCGCACACACAAGCCACCAAGGUUACAAUGUAACAUAUGUUGUAAGAAAUUUUACGAAAAUUAUCGUCUUAAACGUCAUUUGUUAAUUCAUGAAGCAGAAGCAUCUGUUAAAGCUAAUGUGAAUAAAUAGUUCAAACUAUAUCAAGAACAUGUUUAA
Anastrepha ludens (Mexican fruit fly) is the source of this 1612-nucleotide messenger RNA. RefSeq names its product zinc finger protein 567-like. Gene Ontology annotation, cellular component: nucleus. Gene Ontology annotation, molecular function: DNA-binding transcription factor activity, RNA polymerase II-specific; RNA polymerase II transcription regulatory region sequence-specific DNA binding. Gene Ontology annotation, biological process: regulation of transcription by RNA polymerase II. The record is from RefSeq and is a predicted model, not a curated record. The transcript is spliced from 3 exons. NCBI's taxonomy places the organism in Eukaryota, Metazoa, Arthropoda, Insecta, Diptera, Tephritidae. Bases 230 to 1585 code for a protein of 451 amino acids.